Messenger RNA from Xiphias gladius (swordfish), 3579 nucleotides. RefSeq names its product C-Jun-amino-terminal kinase-interacting protein 1-like. The transcript is spliced from 13 exons. The record is from RefSeq and is a predicted model, not a curated record. Gene Ontology annotation, cellular component: cytoplasm. Gene Ontology annotation, biological process: regulation of JNK cascade. Bases 366 to 2684 code for a protein of 772 amino acids. NCBI's taxonomy places the organism in Eukaryota, Metazoa, Chordata, Actinopteri, Istiophoriformes, Xiphiidae. Gene Ontology annotation, molecular function: protein binding.
UCUCUAUUCAACACCACCCACCUCUCUUGUUCUCAUCUCUCUUCCUUCCCUUGUAUGUCUCUCUACCUCUCCCCUAAGACGAUGACAGUGAUGAUUAUGAUAUGACACUGUGACCAGCCAAUGAUCACGCAAGGAGGGAGUAGAAGGGGUGUGUCUAGAGGCAGAGCUUGGAGCUGAUCGAUGCUGAGAAGACUGAGGAGGAAGAAGGGGAAGAGAGAGAGGUAGAGGAGGGUGGGAGAGGCCUGUCUGAGCUGAAGAGCACCUACACUGGCUUAAUAAAGGGGGGGGACAGGAGGAGGAAGGGGGAAGAGGAGGAGGAAGCAAAGAAGCUGUCGCCCAUCAGAGGGGGAUCAACCUGUGCUGACAUGGACAAAUAUCGACCAAAGAGACCAACCACCCUAGCUCUGUUCCCACAGCUGCCACAAGCCGGCACCCAGUAUACUUUGACUCUGUGCUCCCUUCCCUCUGUGCCGGUUCAUCUUCGUUCCUCUGUGACAAGCAUACAGGCCAUUAUUCCUAGUGACUCUAUCAACAACAACUCUUUAGGCAAGAAGGACAGCUGGAAGAACUCCCACUCUUCUUCCCCACACAUCACAGGAGAUCUAACACCACCGGAUGUCCAACCAAAAGCGCAGGACAAAGUCUUGCACAGCACAUACCACCAAGACCCCAAACCACCCAUGAACAAUGAAACCAGCAGCAAAGCUAACACUCUGGCUGCUGCCACCGCCACAGAUACACGAUCUCGACUGCGGGAAAAACAGGUGUCUGGGGUCACGCACAUACAGUCCUCUAGCACUCUGAGGAGUCAACGAAAAGGGGGAGGAAGAGGAGCAACAGCAAUGAAAGAGAGGAGCCUGGGGGACAUCAGAGGAAAGGAUGAAGUGACAACAGGGAAGGAAGAUAGAAGAGGAGGAAGACCGUGUGCAGAGUCCAAGGUGAAGGAGAAAGAAAGGAAUGGACAUCAGAGGCCAAGAGAAGCAAAUGUACUGAGAAGCCGGGGGUCUGAAGGGAAAAGAAAAGUUGGUGCUAAAGGGGGUAACAGAGGAGGGGUAUUCAAGCCAAAUAACAUACUGUGUAACCAGGAAGUUUAUCUGACAGCCAUGGUGGUUCCACGCACACCUGUAGCACCAAGAAACCAGGACAAGAUCCAAGACAAAGGCCAAAGCCAUGACAGGACCCAGGAUAACCCCCCUGUUCUCUCCCGGUCCAGCAGCGGGGGGGGGUCGAACAGAAUGUCCCUCAGCUCAGACACGGAGGGCCCCCCACCGGGGCCUCUGCAUCCCUCUCUACCCUACCGAACCAACCCUGACAUCAGUGAAGAGGAGGGGGAAGGAGACCCAACUGCCUGCAUAAACUGCCUUGCAGGUAAUGAAAAAACAGAGAUGGACUGUACCAAGUCAGAGGUUGAUGCAGGGCGAGGAAAAGUUGACAGUAACACUGAGGUGGAUUUCACAAACUCUGUCACUCAGGGAGAUUCUGUUGCAACUUGGACUGUACCAAAGAGUGACGCUACAGCAGGGUUAAAUUAUGACUCUGUUAAAUACACUCUGGUGGUUGAUGAACACGCUCAGUUGGAGCUAGUCAACCUGAAGGACUGCUUGCACAGUUACGAUGAGCACAAUGAUGACAGUGAUGCAGAGACAGUCUAUCAGUCAGCAAAUGAGGAGGAAGACCCAGAGUAUGAGGAAGAGAGGAAGAGGAGACAUGAAGCAAGGAAGCAAGAAGGGAGGAAAGAGGAGAAAAAUAGAAGAAAGGAAGAGGAGGUGACAAAGAAGAGAAGGGAAGAGGAUGUGAAGAUGAGGAGGGAGGAGGAGGUGAAGAGGAGGAGGGAAGGUGUAGCAAGGAUCUGCAAGCAGUCCAAGGUAACGUCAACCACAGUUUCCGAGGAAGAGGAUUCUCACGGAGGAAGGGCUGGAGCUCCCAGAAGUAGGAAGUUCCUCAAUCUGUUUGCCAACAACAGCAGCCAAUACAGUGCCACUGGUGCUGGGUCAUUUGGUGUGUUCUCCUGUGUUUUGGAUGGAGUGGAGAGACAGCAGAGCCACAGAGCUGUCUACAGGUUUGUCCCUCGUCAUGCAGAUGAGCUUUACCUAGACACAGAUGACCCUGUGUUAAUGCUGAACCAGUCUGAGGACCUGUGGUGUCAGGGUUACAACAUGAGGACUGGAGCCACUGGCAUUUUCCCUGCCUUUUACGCUGUCAAGUUGGCCAAAGAUAUUAACCAAGUCCAGAAAGAUGGUUGGAUAGAGCAGUUCCUCGUGCGAUUCCUGGGCUCAGUUCAGGUCCCCAUCCACAAAGGCAAUGACGUGCUGUGUGCUGCGAUGCAGAAGGUAGCAUGUAACAGACGGUUAGCAGGUCAGCCUCCCUCAGCUUGUGUUCUGGAGGUCAGUGUGAAGGGUGUGAAGAUCAAUGUCCAGGACCAAUGUCACUCUGCUCACAGGGGAGAUCAGUGUUUCCAUUUUUUCCAGUUAAAGAACAUCUCAUUCUGUGGUUGCCAUCCAAAUCACAGCAAGUAUUUUGGUUUCAUCACCAAACACCCUGACCAACAGCGCUUUGCCUGUCACGUGAUGAUGUCAGACACAACAUUACAUCCUCUGGCUGAGUCUGUAGGGAGGGCAUUCCAGCAGUAUUACAAGGAGCACAUUGGCUACUCCUGUCCCACUGAAGACAUCUUCAUUGAAUAACACCUGUCCUCCAUCCUAUGUACUGAAUACUUACUAUGUGCAUGUAAGCCUGGUCUUACACCACAAACUGGACCACUGAUAUAUCUUCUUGCAUGGUGGAUUUUCUUUUCUUAGCUGAAUUCAGUGAUACAGCGAGAUUUCCUGCCUCUGGCCAUGUCACAAUAUAAAUACCUCUAUGGAUGGUAAGGAUCACAUGAGAUGUCCCAUACAGUGAGAACAAAUGUUACAUAAAUCUACCCAAACUCAUACACAAAUAUCUGAUAUUGAGAUAUUUUAUAUGCUAAUAUUACAUAUAUGUAACUACACGUAGAUAUUGGAUGUAAAACCAUAUAGACAGCCUUCAGGGCUAUGGAGUCAAUUUAAUGACAGACUGUUUAUAUCAUCAAUUUCUGAACUUGGAACCAGUGCUGAAAAUAAAUAACCAUUAAUCACUGACAGUUUUGGUAAUUGAUCCACCAUUUGAGUAACAUAUCAAAAAAUAAGAAUCAUCAUCUAUGGUAGCAGCUGCGUGAGGCUGUAUUUAGGCACGGCAGUGCUUUGAGCUACUGUAAAUGGCAAUGUCAGCAUGCAUUUGGCCAUAAACCAAACUAGAUGAAAAAUCGGGGUCACCAAGGGUAUUACAAUUUACCGUCUGGGGAGCAUGAGUGUCUAUAACAUGGGAAUCCACUCUAUAGCUGGUUAGACAUCUUGCUCAAAAAUAAAAAUGUCACCCUGGGGAAUUCCCCAGAAGAUUCAUCUUCUGGGGACCAUGAAUGUCUGUACAAAACUUCAUGGCACUCUAUUCCAUGUUUGCCAAGACAUUUUAGUCUGGAAAAAAUGUUGGACUGACUGACUGAUAAUUCAAUUCAAUUUUAUUUAUUUAUAUAGCGCCAGAAGUAAUCUCAGGGCACUUUUC